Solanum pennellii is the source of this 1775-nucleotide messenger RNA. RefSeq lists its product as uncharacterized. Lineage: Eukaryota; Viridiplantae; Streptophyta; Magnoliopsida; Solanales; Solanaceae. Gene Ontology annotation, molecular function: protein binding. The coding region runs from base 162 to 1415 and encodes 417 amino acids. The record is from RefSeq and is a predicted model, not a curated record. The transcript has 7 exons.
AGUAAGACAGACCCUCUGUCUACCCCUUCUACAUCUAUUGCAGUGAAACCCUAAAGCCCGAUUUCAAGUUUGUAUCGGAGCUGCUGUUUCGCCAUUUCUGAAGGAUUUUUGAUGGUAUAAAUCCGUUGAUUUGCGGAGAUAGGGGCUUCGGAGUUGUUAAAAUGGCGGAGCCUUCGAGUUCUCGAAUUACAAUCACCUUAGGACGCAGCGGUCAGGUGGUAAAGAAGGCAGGAUCUGUGUUAGAUCAUCCCUUUCCUGAUUCAGGGCCAGCAGUUGGGAGUAAACGGUCUGUCAGAGAUAGACUAGGUAGCAUUGCAGAUUCAACUACUGAAUUCAAUAAUAAACGUCAGCGAGGAGAUGGAAGUAGAUUGGGCUCUAGUGGCAUUGAAGAUGGGCGGCUUGGUAAAGAUGACCUGCGAUAUAAAAUCAUGCGGAAAGCUGCGCUUGACCGAGGUCAAAGCAAUGGCCAGCAGAAUGGGGUGGACCUUCGUGAUUUCCUAUCAAGGCCUGCUCAGUCUUCAACAGCAAAACCUAGUUCACGGCAGCACAUACCUGAUCAGAGGGAUAAUAGACGGCGAGUACCUGAGCCGAGGGAUAGUAGAGCACGGGUACCUGAGCCAAGGGAUAAUAGAGCACGAGUACCUGAGGCGAGGGAUAAUAGACCACGAGUACCUGAUCCAAGGGAUGAUAGACAGCAUAUGCUUCAUUCAAGAGGUUCUAGAGAAUAUUUGCCUGAAAUCAAAGAUUCAAGACAGUACAUGCCUGAAGGCAGGGAUUUUAGAGGGCACCAUCCGGAGCUAAAGGAUGGUAGGUACAAUACACCCGAGUCAAGGAGUGUGAGCAUACUGGGACGAGCUCCCUCAGCAAGAAAUGCAGAUGCUUUACCCAUGAUGGACUCAAUAAGGAAUUCUUAUUCCCCGUGGACACUGGAUCGUUUAAGGCGAAGUUCACCAGAUGGAGUUCAUAGUUCUUCUAGAGGUAUUUCACCACCAAGGAGAGGGGAGGAACUGCAGAGAAGACCUCCAGUGACGCCUUAUGAUGACCCUCGACUCAGUUCAUACACAAGGAAAGAUGUCUCUGAGCUUUCACGCCCCAUGACUUCUACAGCUUACCUGUCAAAUACAUCCCAACCUGCUGGGCCUGGAAAGACUGUUGCACCAUUGCGUGCCCCAAUCCCUCAAUCGCGGAGUCUAGUGCAGAAAAGUUCAUAUGCAGUUGAGGAUCAACCUACUGUUGAUAGCUUUUUGCACUCGUUGGGUCUAGAGAAAUAUGCUAUCCAUUUCAAGGCUGAGGAAGUGGAUUUGUAUUCACUGAAGCAGAUGGGUGACAAUGAUCUGAAAGAGUUGGGAGUACCCAUGGGUCCGAGAAAAAAAAUUCUGCUUGCAUUAGCAUCUCGUGCCAGGAGACAAGUAUGAUCACAUGAACUAAUGCAAUUCAGAUACAUUCUGGAGCUUUGACGCAAAAACCAUGAGAGCUGAAGUGAGAUCUUGCAACUCUACAUAUGCCUUAUAGUCUGUAGAGCAUGUACUUUCCUUCUCGUGCUAGCUGCGCGAAUCUGUAUGGAUCAGUUGUUAGAUCCCCUAGUCAAUUCUGUAGUUCCCUGCACAGGGCAAAGUAUUUUGCCAGAAGCAGUCUGAUCCUUUUGUUGUUUGUCACUAUUUUGUUUUUGUGGUAUCCUCAAUUGUUAUGGAAUUACACACCAGUAAACCCUUUGACAUGAAAACAAAAAAGUUUGUGACACCCAUUUAAGGUAUUUUUCAACGCGUUAUCGAUCA